CUGCGAGUAUUGAACCGCUGCACAGCCGCACUUGGCAUGUUUGCUUUCAGAAAUGAACGUGCUUCUGUUUGAGCCAUUUAUUGAGGAAUGACAUAGGAGCGCGCGGCGCCAGCGAGCGCCGCUGGGGCUCGUCAAACAGGCUCGGCACAGUGCUCAAAUGCCGAAACUAUUCAAGUUGCUUGCAUUUGUUUCGCUGCUCUUUUGUAUCACCGCCCAGAAUGGCGGUAACGGCAGCACCGAGGAUUUCCGCUGCGCCUUGCGCUCACAGUGGCAACUCAGGUCCAGUUGCGAAAGCGCCUCCGAGGGCGCCUCCAGCAGCGGUAUGAGCGGCGGCCUGCUCAGCAGCGUGCGCCUGGCGGUGGCGUCGACGCUGCAUGCAUGCGUGGGCGAUGACAACCCCGGCAGUGAGCCACGGCCGCUUCGCAUCGUCACUCCUGACUUGAGCGCGCUUCAGUCAUUGGGGAAGAUCCUCAAUGACACCUUCUCAGAGUCCACAGGCAUUCCCGUCACACUGGAGAUCAUGAGCCUGGCCACGUACUUCCAACAGCGGCAGCCGCUGUUACUGGACUCGCGGCCGCCCACCGCAAACAGCAGCUACGACGUACUCAUUGUCUCCGUCACGGGGAUGGGCGACGCCUCCCAGGUGCCCGGCAAGCUGGCGGACCUGACCUACCUGAGCCUGGGUGAUGACGGCUGGGGCAAGCUGCCGCAGUCCUACAAGAGCUCGGCGCUGUACGACAACGCCGUGCGCGCGGUGCCGCUGCUGACCUUCCCUUUCAUCAUGUACUACCGCCUGGAUGUAUUCGACCGGGACAAUCUGACCGUGCCGACGACUUGGGAGGACUUCACUGCCCUCGCCGAGCGCUACCACAAGGGCCCGGACGGCCUCAACGGCGCAUGCAUGCUACCCGUUGGUUGCCGGUCCGAGUCAGUCUACCUCCGCGUCAUUCUGGGCGCCUACGUGCAGACACACGGCCCCAGCUCGGGCCUCCUGUACGACCCAGACACCCUGGCGCCGCUGCUGAACUCGGAAGCGGGCGCGCAAGCACUCAAGAUUUUGCGGCGCCUCAAUGCGGUGGGGCCCACGGAGCCGGCGACACCGACAUGCAUCGCGGAGUACUUCACCCGUGGCCAGUGCUUGAUGGCCGUCGCAGAUGCCACCCGCUUCAAGUACUCCAACAUCGGCAAUGCUGCCAACCGAGUGGUGCGGGGGAAUGUGGGCAUGGCGCUACUGCCCGGGUCCACACGGGUGCUGGACCGGCCCAGCCGCCGCCUGGUGCCGUGCGACGCCAAGCGCUGCCCGCUGGCAACGGAUCAGGCCCUUGACCCCACGGACGGAGUGGUGCGGCCCCUCAACCGCGUCAUCUACGUGGCCAGCAGUGUGGCGCUAGUGAACGGCCUGUCGCCGCCGCAGUACCAGUUUUACGGCUACCAGCUCUUCUCCAUGUUGGUCACCUCGGACGUCUUUGGAGAGCUGCGUUAUCAGGCCAACGAGCUACUGCCGCUGGAGCCGGGGAAGAUGAAUCCGGACCACGCGGCGGACUGGGUGUCCCGUGGUUACGACCCCGGUGACACGGCGCGCUUUCUAGACGUCAUCGGCCGCAGCGCUAGCAGUGACAACGCGGGCAUCGACCUGCGCAUACGGAGCGUCGCCAACAUCACGGCGGCGCUGCUGUCGGCAGCGCUGACGUACCUUGCUCCCUCCGCAUCCAACGAGUCAGCGGCUGCUGCGCUGCUACCGCGCGUUCUCAGCGACUUGGACGCAGCACUGGAGGGCGUGGUGAUGGCGUCGGGCGGGCCUUUGGCCUUCGGCCCUGUUUACCGGAGGGCACUCAACCGGGCAUCGCCGACGGACGGCGGCAGCAGCGGCGACAACACGGCCGGAUCCGGAGGCGCAGCAGCUUCCGGUGGAGGUGGUUCAUCGCAGGUUGCACGGCAAACAACGUUGGCCUUAGCAGUGGCCGUACCCAUUGGUUGCGCGCUGGUGCUGCUUUCGGUGGCCGCGCCGCUGGUGUUGUGGUGGCGGCGGCGGCAGACGCGCGGCCCUGGCCGGCGCGGCGCCAAGGGUGCAGCGCCUGGUGCUGAUCCCGAGACAACCCUCGUCAUCACUGACAUAAGCCAACAUGCGCGUGAUUGCAUUGACGCAUUGCACUCCCCGCCCUCCCUGCACCCCUACUCCAUGUUCCCAACGUCCGCUCGCGCAUCGGGAAUUCGGGAUGUAUGCGUCCUGCUGUCCUGCAGUGAGGGCUCGACGGAGCUGUGGGAGCGCUUCCCCGCCGAGUUGGUUGACACAGCCCUGCGCACCCACCACGCGACGCUACGGAGCAAGUUGGUGCCUUAUGAUGGAUACGAGAGCAGCACUGAGGGCGACUCAUUCAUCCUGAGCUUCUACUCGUGUGCCGAGGCGGUGGCGUUCUGCCUGGACGCGCAGCAGGCACUCCUGGACGCGCCGUGGCCCGCUGAGUUACUGCGAGACGAGCCCGUGCCAGCAGGGGCAGCAGCGGCAGCCGCAGCAGAGGCCGCAGCAGCGGCAGCAGCUGCUGCAGCCGCUGAAGCUGUCGGCCUGGCGAUGGCCCUGCAGACGCCCAUUCCAAGCAGCUCGCACUGGGCCAACCCCGCCCGCACAGUCCUAAUGGUGCACAGCCCGGCAGCAGCGGCGGCAGGCGGUGUCGGCUCCGGCGGCGGUGUCGGCGUCGGCAGCAGCGGCGGGCGCCUCGGGCGCGCACUCGCCGCUCUGCCCAGCAGGAAGCAAAAGCAGCAGCCGCAGCAGUCAUCUAUUGCUGGCAACACCGCGUCAGCGGUACCGACAGGACCGCGGCGCUUCAACGUGCCACCGUUGAGCAGCGCAUUGCCGCUGUCAAUCAGCUCCCGGCGAUUGCCGCAACAGCCGUUGCCAUCACCGCUACGGCAGCAGCUCCAGCAGCAGCAACACCCGCCGCCACCUCCGGACGGGUCUGCGUAUCAGACGUUGCUACAGUCUCCGGAUCGCACAUCACCGCGCAGCAUGCACACGGCACCGCUGAGCGCGGCGGGCGCGCAGCUGGCUGCUGCUGUGGCGUUUGGCACCUCACCGGCAGCAGCAACGCCGGUUUGGGCCGCAAACGGCGCACAACGCCCGCCAGCGCACACGGCUGCCUCGCACGUGCACAGCGGAGGGAGUGGCGGGCGGCUUGCCGGCAGCGGUGUCUCCUCGGCAUUGCCGCUGCUGCUUUCCGCAGCUGGAGGGGGCGACGGGACGACCCCGCCGGACAUGGGCGUGUAUGGCUCACCCCCGGAUCCCGCUCCCUCUGGAUUGACUGGGAGCCUAGACAUUGAAGCAUUCUCGCGAUUGCGCGAGGCCGGCAACGAUGCUCUGCAGCAACUUUGGGAGGGCGGAAGCACCACGCAGCAUAAGCAGAUCCAGAAGCAACAACAGCACGCUGGUGGCGGCUCGUCAGAGAUCCUCAGUGGCCCGACCAAAUGGCAGCGCCUCAGUCAGGACCGGGCAACACCGGGCGAGCGGGGUUCCCGCCCGUCCACACACAGGCUGUCUGUAUCCACAGCACCAUCCAGCGCUCCUUCCACAGCUUCGGGCAUCUCCAUUACCAUCGGUCAGCACGCCAUUGCCAGCGCACGAAGCAGGCUGCUGAGUUCAAGAGCAAGUGCCACUGGCAUCCUUGCGUCCGACCAACGGCAGCAGCAGCAGCAGCCCGCAUACCUGCAGCCCAUCCGCCGCGCGACGGUUGCGGGUGCAUCGACAGCUGCAGGUGCCACAGCAGUUUCGCCGGCAGCAGCUGCUGAUACCGCAGGGACCGCCCAUGGCGCGUUCUGCCGGGUCAGCAGCAACAGCAGCGGCUCGCUGCUGCUGCCGUGUCCGCCAUCUGUGGCCGACCAGCAGCCGCAGCAGCAGCUGCUUUCGACGUCACGGCAGGCGCUUGAGGCUUACGGUAGCCAGGGAGGGGCGAGCGGCGGCGGCGAGCAGCGGAGCAUGCCGCUGCUGCAACCGCUGCUGGAGGUCCUGGAGGAGGCAUGGAUGCAUGUCGCCGGCGUUGUUACCGGGGGAGAUGCUGGGGACGACGCUGCGUCGCAGGCUGCCAUGGCGGAGCACAUGGCGCUCGUCUCGGCAGCACACCCGGCCCGUGCCGCGCCGACUGUCACUGCUGCUGCUGCAGCCGCUGCAUCGGGACCCCACCAUCUGCUUGCAGUUCCAGGGCGCGGCAGCAGCAGCAGCCGUGGCGGCGCGCCCCCACGUCAGCAGCACCUGCUGCUGGCAACCGACGGCAGCAGUGGACCGCCCACGCCGGUGCUGAUGCGGCCGGUGACGGCUGCGGUGCUGCAAAGAGAAGCACCGCCGCCGCAGACGUAUCUGCAGAGCUCACCGUCGCCAUCGCCAUCGCCGUCGCCGUCGCCAUGCACUUCGGCUCACUUCUGCGGACCUGCCAGUCCGCGAUCGCGCUUCAGCACGCACUCGGACGGGCCCUCCGCCCGCGGCGCCCAAGGGGUGGCUUCUCGCGUUGCGGCCGCUCCUCCUGACGUGGCAGUGCACGGCCGCGGCGGCGCACCCAGGUUUGAAUUCUCAGCGGUGCUGCAGGAGACGGCGUCAAGCGGCAGCACCAGCGGCUGUGAUGCGCCUGCCGUGCCCGUCGGCUCGCCGGCAUGGACAUCGCUGGCGAACCCAGUUAGGGAUAAGCGCCAGCGCGACCUCAGAAACGCGCCAGUGGCGGGCAUCAGCGAUGGUGCCCCGAUGCAAAGCAGCGCGGUUUCAGCACCGGAGGGUGCUGCUGCUGUUGCUACAAGUGGCGAUAGCGGCUGCGAUGGCGCAAGCGAAAUGCCUGCGGGUGCAGCGGUGGCGGUGGUGGCGGUGGCAGCAACAGCGGCGCGUGGCAGCAGUGUCCACGGCAGCAGCAACUCGCAGAGCCGCGUGCUCCGCAGCAGCAGCAGGCCACAUUCCUGUGCACUCAGCACAGCCCUGCUGGGCUCGCCGAACAUCAGAGCAGCAGCUCAGGCCGGUAGCAGGGCAGGCCGGGCAGAGGGCGAGGGCGAGCGGGAGCACUCGUGCCAGUCCGUCACGCAGCUGCCGCGGGCAGCGUUUUUCAACAGCGGUGCGCCCGUAUCGCCGUUCUUGUUGGCAACGGCCAACUCAGCGGCGGCGGCUGUGGUGACGAGCGGCAUUGCUGUGGGUCCGGGCCUGGGCAACCGGUCCUGCCUCACGCUGGGAGAGGUGCUGAGCGCGCAGUGGCGGGGUGUGGCGGCACCUGCUGAAGCUGUUGCUGGGGCCAGCAUUACGUUGGAUGGAGCUGUUGAGCCGGAGGCCUUGGGCGCGGUGGCUGCCCGAGCGGGCAGUGCCGGCGGUGCUGCCGCCGCCACCGCCGUCGCCGUCUCACAACAGCUGUCCGAACUUGGCGGCGGCAGCAAGCGGCCGAGUGACAGCGGUGCAGCUUGCGUCUUCAGCGGUCUCGCGGGUACGGCUUCCCCUACAGGUGCUGGAACCGCGAGCGACGCGGGCAGCAACGUACGCUGUAGCGACAGCGGCACCGUAUGCACUGCCAGCACCAUCGCCCCCAUCCCCAUGUCUACCAGCCCGAUCCCGCCAUCCGGCACCUGGCACAGCAGUGCGGCGGCCAGCAGCGUCAACAGCGCCAAGCCCGCGCCGGCCAGCCCGGACCCGGCACGCGGUGGGCGAACCUUUCGGCUGCAGUCGGCCCUUGGGGCGCCCAUGGCGGUCACCACAGCUGCGGCGGCGGCAGCUGGCGAUGAUCUCACACACAACCCUGGCUUCAGCAGAUUGCCGCUUUCAAAGCCUCUGCCAGCGCUUCUGUCCAUGGCGGCGGUUGGCCCUACGCCGGCUUCCGGUUCCUUGCGCAGAAGCAUCGUUGCAGCCCCCGCGGCUACCAUGGCUGCUACAGCUGCCGCUGCCGCCGCCGCUGCCGCCGCCGCUGCCGCCGCCGCUGCCGCCGCUGCCCCGCGUGUUGUAUUUCGCGGCCUGCGCGUGCGUAUGGCUGUGCACACAGGCGGCCUGUCGGCCUCGGACGUGAUCCGCAACGCCGCAAGUGGACGUUACCAGUAUGGUGGUGCCGCUCUGCGGCUGGCGAGGGCUGUGGGCGACGUGACAGCAGGCGGCAUGGUCCUGCUAAGCCAGGCCGCACACGCCGCACUUGCUGGAGACCGCAAGGCGAGCGAGCGUGGCGCGGCCCUGGCCCGAGCCUGCAGCGCGGCGGGCGGGCCGCUCCUGCUGCUGUGGAUGGGGCGCUAUCGGCUUCACGACUAUGAGAGCCCCGCCGCCGCGGCGGCCGGUGCGCCGGCGCAGCUUCAGCAAGUCGCCUCAGCGGCGGCAUCAGCAGCAGCAGCAGCAGCAGCAGCAUUGCUGACGACCAGCACGUCGCAGCCACAGUACCCGGCGUCGCCGCCCCUUUCUCCAUCGAUGUGGCAGCAGCAGUCACAGCAGCGACAGGAUCAGGAGCAGGACCAACAUUUGUUCCAGGUGAUAUCGCGGCGCCUGGCGGGACGCCUGGUUCUGCAACUGCAGGCUUCUUCUUUGGAGCAGCAGCAGCAACAGCAGCGUCAGCGCCAGCUGUACCACGGAACCACUGCGCCGCCGCCAGUGCUGCCGCUUUCGGUGGCGUUGCGGAAGGCCUCGCUGUGCUGGCCGCUGGCGGGUGUGCUGGCGGCGCCGGUGUCCGGCUGUGGCUGCUUGGCUCGGCUGAGUGUGGUGGGCGUGUCCACGCUAUUGGCGUGGAACCACGGCGUCACGUCCGCGGCGCUGGAGGUGCUGCAUGAAGAGCUACUGACCGGGCUGACAUGGGUUAAGCUGGAGCUGGAGGCAGCCGCGGAAGCCGAGGCCGAGGCGGCUGCGGCGGCAGCGCUGCUGCCGGCUGUGUCGGGCGGGGCGGCGUGCGGCGUCGUGGCCGGCGAGGCUGCCGGCCGGGCUGCACGAGCCCGGCUGGGGGCCUUGUAUGUGCUUGAGGGCGCGACGGCUGUGGGGUUCGCAGGAGGCCAGGCCAGCGGAGGCGGUGGGGAGCUCACGCGCGCGUCACGUGCGGGCAGCGACGUCGUGACAUCUCGCUCCCAGUCAAGGCGCACCCUGGCAGACGACUCAGGGCCGGAGGAGUAUGCGCACCAGCAGGCGCCGCGGGACUCACGCCCACAGACUCUACAGCCGCAGGAUCCACAGCAGCACGGACUGCAAGACACAGCCAGCGCCUCGGCUACGCCUUCUGCCGAGCAUGCGUACGUGAGGCGACGGGCGCAGCCCUCGCCGCGCCCCGCACUCAGGGCUAACGUCCGUGGCGGCGGCGGCGGCGGCGGCGGUGACGCGCGCCAAGGCGUCGCAGCCUCGUUCUCAUCCGGAUCCACAAAGCAGCCCUUGUCAGUGCUCGACAGCUUGCGCUGGCGGCUGGGUAGCCUGCGCCGCAGGCAGGCGGGCGGCGGUGCUGGCGGCGGCGGCGGCGGCGGCUCCUCUGCUGCGUACUCAGGCGGUGGAGGCAGCGCGGUCGUGGGCGCGCCGGGUGUCAUGACGGUCGUGAUGGACGCGCGGGCGCUGCCCCUGGCGGCGGAGUGGCUGACCAAGACGCUGGCACUGCGCCUGCCGGACCUAGACUGGCCUGAGGAAUUGCUGGAGCACCCGCUGGCGGAGGAGGUCGUGUUUGAGCCCCCCGCCGCUGCCGUCGCCGCAGCAGCUACAGCAGCAUCCGGGGGCGGCGGCGGCAGUGGCAUGUGCUUGGGCGGCUUGCGCUUCCGCGGCCUGCGCGCUAGCGCCGCGGUGGUGGUGGGAGACCUGGGCGGUGUGCUGGUGGGCGGGCAGCUGAGCGGGCAGCUGCAGUACUCGGGCCGCGGCAUGACGGCCCUGAAGAAGGUGGCGGCGGCCGCCAAGGCCGGCCAGGUGGCAACCAACCCCGAGACAGCCACGCUGCUGCCUCGGGAGCUGUCGGCGCACCUGUGCGUGAAACGGCUCGGCGUGGAGAAGCUCCGGCGGGCUGCCACAGCCGCCGCGGCGGCCCACUAGAGUGCAUGAGAAGGCACAAAUCUCGGGAGCAAUCUUCUGAGGGGCAGUGAUGUAUGAGCCGAGCUGCACAGGGGUUGCUGUAGGAAGAUUCUAAUAAGGCAUGGCAUUGUUUAUUAGCAGGCAUGGCGAGCAGGCAUGUAAGGCAUGGCUGCAGACGUAAUAGGGCGGGGCGCGUGUGCUGCGGCGGUAUUGCGAUCAACGAAAACCCAGAAGAACGUACGGGUGCGAAUGAUCUACAAUGCUUAGGAUGGGUGGGUGCGCGGCAGCACAGACUGCUUGUGGGGAUUCACGUGACAAGCAGACGGCAAGGCGUUGCAAAAAGCAUGAAGCUUACUCGAAGAGGCGGGUCGAUGAAUGCGUGUGGCGUGCGUAAGGCGUGCGGUGGCUGAUGCAUGUGGCACAUGGAACAUGCUGCGCUGUCUGCUGUUCUGCGCACGCAAUGGGCAAUUAUUGUAGUACGGUAAUCACACGAUCAUAAAACGGGGCGCCGGUUUGGAGGCACCUCUGGAGCUUGCCUAGGACUGCCAAAACGGAGCGCCGCUAGCACGUUAGCUGCCGUCUGCACCGUUUCGUAUGUUGAGUGGGGUUGGCGACUGCGAUAGGCGCCUUAAAGGUGGAAUGGUGUGUCAUGCGUGCGUGCCCGAUUGCAUGUAUGGUGGGGGUUGUUGGGGUUGUGAUUGUGACGAGCGGCGGCGGCAGACGCGCGGCCAUGGCCGGCGCGGCGCCAAGCAAGCACUUGAUGGACAGGCUCUUGUUGCUUGGGCACGCUGCAUAGUUUUGGACUCUUUACUACAUUCGGGCUGUUGGUAUGGUGGUAUGGAUCUCUGAAUCGUCCGGGUUCAGCCUCCAAAUGUGGGCUUGGCCUCGAGCAGGUGUGGCUGGCUUGCUGGAGAUGUGACCUGCAUACGGGGGUGCGAUCCUCCCAUCGAACAGAGUUGUGUGUGGGGGGGGUGUCAGGUAUGCACUUCAUGAGCAGUGUGAAGUUGGGGGGUGUCGUUGUCGUUGUCGGUGCACGUGUGUCGGCAGCGGUCUGGGCAGCGGUGCGAGCUCCUGGGCUGAACCGCUUCCCUGCUGCAUCUUGUCAUUUCGAGUCACGUUUGCGUGUUGUCACAUCAGGUGCGCACGACCGCUGCGCCGCAACAGCAUAUCGCGGCAGCCAAGAUUCCCUUCCCUUCCCUUCCAUUCCCUU
Molecule: messenger RNA, 9170 nt
Organism: Chlamydomonas reinhardtii
Lineage: Eukaryota; Viridiplantae; Chlorophyta; Chlorophyceae; Chlamydomonadales; Chlamydomonadaceae
Exons: 19
Coding region: 158-7981 (2607 amino acids)
Source: RefSeq, a predicted model, not a curated record